Molecule: messenger RNA, 546 nt
Organism: Acanthamoeba castellanii str. Neff
Lineage: Eukaryota; Discosea; Longamoebia; Acanthamoebidae
Exons: 2
Coding region: 1-546 (181 amino acids)
Source: RefSeq, a predicted model, not a curated record
AUGGAGACGGAGAGGGAGAAGCAGGAGGAAGGACUGGCGCUGCGCAUCAAACACUGGGUGACGGCCCACUACCACCGCCACCAACCAGCGGAUGCCGUCCGGACUCUCGUUGAGCUCCUCCGACUAGGCCGUGAAGAAGAAGUCGAAGGCGUGGCAGAGGGGUGGCGGCCGACCAUCGAGCAGCUCUUCUGGUGGACCUUCGUAAGCCAAGGCCCGCACGCUGCCCUCGCCUUUCUCGACGGUGCUGAGGUGGUGACCGAAGCUCCAGCUCCGGCUGUGUUCGUCGUGGCGGCGAGCUGCCUGGUCGGCCACGACUCUAUGCUCGGCGCAGCUGCUGCGCGGAUGCCUGAGAACUUCUGGAAAAGGAAGUUGGUACUAUCGAGGGCCAGCCGCGCACUCGAGCUGGCCUCCAACCCCGCUGCCGCCGCCGCCGCCGCCGCCAGUUCGACGGCGAUGAUGGCCAAGGUCGCUGUUCUUCUGCUCCGCGGCGGUGACUUGCUGUUGGAGGCUCUGCAAUGGCACAGCGUUGGAAUUGGUAGGACAUGA